CAAUUAAAAAGCUGUAACCAACCCUCCGGCUCUUCCUCCAUGUGUCUUCUAGCUGUAGAGAGAUGCAUUUAGUAUAACUAAAAAAACGAGAGAUCCAAUAAAAACUUAAACCCCCAAAAACCAAAACCCAAAGAAAAGUGUGCCAUGAUAGAAUUUUAGAUAAAAAAAAAAACUUUCUGGGUGCAACCAUGAAAGAAGAAAUUAAGGAGGUUAAUAUGUAAUGUUUAAAGUAAUAGAUUAGAUCUGGAAUGUUUGUAAUUGUAGUCGUCUGAUGUUGAUGAUGAUGAUGUUGUGUAGGAAGAAUACUAGUGUUGAUGUUGCUGGUUCUGGUUCUGGUUCUGGUUCAGGUUCAAUCCCUGUUUAUCUCAAUGUCUACGAUAUAACUCCUUUCAAUGGUUACGCUUAUUGGCUCGGACUUGGGGUCUACCACUCUGGCGUACAAGUUCACGGAGUUGAGUAUGCAUUUGGAGCUCACGAGUAUCCCUCGACUGGGAUUUUCGAGGGGGAACCCAAGAAAUGCGAUGGAUUUAUAUUUAGGAAGGCGAUAUUGUUAGGGUGGACAGAGUUUGGAGCAGAUGAUGUCAGGAAACUUAUGGAAGAACUUGCAUUGGAGUAUAAAGGGAAUGCUUAUAACUUAAUUACUAAGAAUUGCAACCAUUUCUGUAAUCAUGCUUCCGUCAAGCUUACUGGGAAUCACAUCCCAAGUUGGGUCAAUCGCCUCGCUCGAAUAGGAAUUUUAUGCAAUUGUGUCAUUCCUGAGACUGUAACGACCACCAGAAUCCAGCAAAGGAGAAAAGAAGACCACAAAAAACAAGUUAUCACAACAUCAUCAAAUUCUAAUACUUCUUUAUCAUCAUCCCCUUCGGAAACCAUAACAAAAUCAGUCACACCACAUUCAUAAUUUGAUAUUAUCAUAUUACAAAAUCUGUCUUGUCCUACAUUACUUAUUACUGAUUAGUAUUACUCAGUUUUCAUUUCAAGGUAAGGUUGCUUGUAUUUGUACAAAUUCAAGUUUUAAGUUUUUCUAGUUUUACCGUUGAUCAUA
Spinacia oleracea (spinach) is the source of this 1045-nucleotide messenger RNA. Its product is annotated as deSI-like protein At4g17486. The coding region runs from base 272 to 901 and encodes 209 amino acids. Gene Ontology annotation, molecular function: deubiquitinase activity. The transcript is spliced from 3 exons. Lineage: Eukaryota; Viridiplantae; Streptophyta; Magnoliopsida; Caryophyllales; Amaranthaceae. The record is from RefSeq and is a predicted model, not a curated record. Gene Ontology annotation, biological process: protein deubiquitination.